UAAUCACGUGACAUUGUAUAAAAAGCGAACACGUGAGCUUCCUACCAUCGUGUUACUUUCCUUUUGAAGGUGAAAUCAUCUGAUAACUUGAGCCUCCAGCCUCCACAAAAUUUCAGCCUGAAGAUGUCGACCGUGUCUGCUGCCAGCCUGGAGGCUCCUGCUGUGACCGAGGCCCCUGAGCAGAAGAAGCCUCUGAAGGCAUGCUGUGCUUGUCCAGAGACUAAGCAAGUCAGAGAUGCUUGCAUCAUUGAGAAGGGAGCGGAAAGCUGCACUGAGCUGAUCGAGGCACACAAGGACUGCAUGAGGGCUCUUGGAUUCAAGAUAUAACUACUCCAUUUUGUGUGUGUGUGUGUUGCUGUGCAAGACGACCCUGGGUGUUCCCUUCUUUUUUCCCACCCCCUCCUUAUUUAUACCUCGACUGGAGGGGAAAUGUGACGCUGCACUUCAGCUCUGGUGGCUCGAUUGGCUUUCUGUGAUCGUUUUUUAAACAGUUUUCUGAAUUUGAAAAAUGUCUGUCAAAAAUUCUAUAUGUUGAAUAAAAGUCCUAUGCAACA
Molecule: messenger RNA, 554 nt
Organism: Notothenia coriiceps (black rockcod)
Lineage: Eukaryota; Metazoa; Chordata; Actinopteri; Perciformes; Nototheniidae
Gene: cox17
Product: cytochrome c oxidase copper chaperone COX17
Exons: 4
Coding region: 124-327 (67 amino acids)
Biological process (GO): mitochondrial respiratory chain complex IV assembly
Cellular component (GO): mitochondrial intermembrane space
Molecular function (GO): copper ion binding; copper chaperone activity
Source: RefSeq, a predicted model, not a curated record